UUGCCGCUUGUUAUUACCUUGCUACUAUUAUUUCUCGUCCAUUCGCAGAAAGAACAGUACUACUCUGAGCAACACUCUUCCUUGAUUAACAAGGCCUACCAAACACUCCUGAACCCUUUGAGCCGUGGCCUCUAUCUACUGGAGCUGAAUGGAGUAAAGCCGGCACAAGAGACAGACUGUGAUGGAGACUCAGUGUUUCUCACGGAAAUCAUGGAAAUUAAUGAGAAAUUAGCAGAGCCUAAAAAUGCGGAUAUCCUUGAAGAAAUUGAAACUUUAAUUAAAGUUAAACAAGAAGAACUGACCAAAGAGGUGACUGCAGCUUUUGAAAGAGAUGAUCUUCAAGAAGCUAAGAAACUUCUAGCCAAAAUGAAAUAUUUUGCAAACUUAGAGGAUAAACUAAAGAACAAGAAGAUCCCUUCCUGAUACUGCCUCCUUCACCAUUAAGAGUUAAUGUUAUUUUCAAUUAAACAGCUGAUUUAGUUACUAAAAUCAGAAAAAUGGUGUUUGCUUCCUACGUUUUCAUUAAAAGCUUUAAUUCUGAGAGAAGGAAGAUAAACAUAAAAGAGAUCCAGUGCUUACUGUAGCACUUACUAAGUAACAGCUGGAAUCGGGAAGUGCUUACAACCAGAAAAAGUUGUCAUAAGUAAGGUAGGACUACUGUCCUAGCAGUUACAGGUAUGGAGAGGAGUAUCAGAGAGGCACACAAACACCAUAUGCAAUUAAGAUUUCUUACUUUUUGACUACUAAAAUACGAAGAAUUUAUUUUAAGUUGAGAAAGGGUCCUGGACAAAAUGUUGGCGAUUACGCAGAAAGCUCAUUCAAAAGGUCCUUCAAGCUCUCUGUAGUCUCCUUGUGUGUGUUCUAUCAGACCACCUUGAAAAACCUUUAAAGGUGAAAUGUAUUUAAUUCCUAUCAUCUGUCCUCUCUGCUACUUAGUGCUUUUUGUGAUGUUGAUCUCAGUCUGCCGGGAACUGACCUUCAAAACUAGAAGAGGUUCUACCCUGUUGCACAGUUUAAAAUGUUAAGAUGCUAGGUUAGGGCAAACAAAUAAACCCAAACUCAAAACCCAGAAACUGUUUUUAUUAGUACCCUUUUAGGAAACAAGUCUUUCUAAUAAACUUUAUUACAAAUAACAGUAAUUCAGAUAGGGGCUGUACUGGCUUUGUACAGUUACAGUAGUAGGAGUAGAUGAGGAAUGUCCUUAAAUCUUUCAAAGAAGUUAUUUAAGUGAAAAACAGCAACUAAAUACCCCAAUUUAUAUAUAAACUAGAAUAUUUCAAGUAUUGAUUUCUCAGUAGGUCAGUUCUUGUUUGGGUUUUAAUGCCUCAGAAUAUUUUAUUCAGUAAAGCAGUAACAUAUGCUUGAUUACCCGAACCUGAAGGGGCUUAGAAAUAAAAGAAGAGCUACUGAAUUAUUAGAAGAAAUCUGCCGGGGGGAGGAAUUCAUUGAACACCCUCUCCUGGCAUUCCUGCAUUCCUACAACAUCAAGUUGUAACUAAACAUUGAGUCUUCUAUGUAUAAUAUAAUACGGUUUUAAUAGCAUUUCAGAAAGAUUAACUUGCCUUUAAUUAAACUUCCUCUAAAUAUACAGGAGGAUUUAAUAAGCUACUUGUUCGUGGUAUUACACUGCUAAUUUAGAAGACACUGUUCAUAAUUCUCAUUUAAGUUCUGUUACAGCUGU
Molecule: messenger RNA, 1681 nt
Organism: Aptenodytes forsteri (emperor penguin)
Lineage: Eukaryota; Metazoa; Chordata; Aves; Sphenisciformes; Spheniscidae
Gene: HSCB
Product: HscB mitochondrial iron-sulfur cluster cochaperone
Exons: 4
Biological process (GO): protein complex oligomerization; [2Fe-2S] cluster assembly
Cellular component (GO): mitochondrion
Molecular function (GO): ATPase activator activity; protein-folding chaperone binding
Source: RefSeq, a predicted model, not a curated record